Trypanosoma theileri is the source of this 933-nucleotide messenger RNA. RefSeq names its product dynein arm light chain. Lineage: Eukaryota; Euglenozoa; Kinetoplastea; Trypanosomatida; Trypanosomatidae. The transcript has a single exon. Gene Ontology annotation, cellular component: axoneme. Bases 1 to 933 code for a protein of 310 amino acids. Gene Ontology annotation, molecular function: dynein heavy chain binding. The record is from RefSeq and is a predicted model, not a curated record.
AUGCUGGGCGAUAGUCAAACUCCAACAGGUAAGCGCUCGGGCGAAUCCACACCCACACCGCAGUCAAGAGAAAAAACAGCCACCCACCGCACAACACCGGGGAGUACCACAGAAACACCAGAAACCACCACAAUUCCCCCAAAGGCCAACACCGACACAUCCACCCAACAAGAAGACUCCAACAACUCUCGCAAGUACGUCUUUGUAGAUGGACCCGUCGAUCCCAAUUUAACGCUCAUUCGCUAUGAUGUUCCCUUCGCCCCAUCGGAUCCAAAACGUUCCUAUCGUCUUCGUCAACGACUCGGACUCCCAUUAGAGCAGCGAACGGUGGAUCCCAAUGUGCGGGUGGUGAUUGACACUUUUAUUCCCCCACGGGCCUGGCGGGAUGAGAUGGGAGUCUUGUGGGUCCAGCACGGCAGUCCAUAUCCCGCCUCCCGCACCGACACCGUAGAAACACAUGAGAAACUACGCCGUAGAUUAGAAGAAACAGGCGCCAAACGAACAGGAAUUUGUCCUAUUCGUUCUUUAUUAUUAGCAGAGUGUUUUCUAGAAGUGAUUCGACAAGUUACGGCGGAGUGUUGGGAGCGGGGAUUACUUCUCUUGCAUAUACAUAGUGAACGUAUUGCGGCUCAAACUGCACAUCGAGAGUUGUUUGAGUCACGUGUGGGUCAUGCCUUUCGAUUAGCGCUGAAAGGUGAAAAGGAUACAAGUCGUGUACAAAAUGAUAUUGCCAAAUUACGAGAACGCAUGGAGGCACUUGCGGAGGAGGAGAAACAAUUACGUCAGAAGUGUGAUGAACUCUCUACAAAGGGUGAGGAACAAAUGUUGAUAUUAGAAAAAAUACAAGGUGAUGAGAUUGCCGCUAUUAAGAAGGAGGGAAUGCAGAAACGACAUCAACUAGAACAGAUGAUUGCACUACCUCCACCUCUAUAG